UUGUUUUUUUAUCUUCUAACUAUUGCUAAAUUGAUGAUGCCUCUUCUAGGCGCCUGUCAUCAUAUUUGUGGAGGAUUUCGACCUCUUUGCUGGUGUACGUGGGAAGUUCAUUCACACUAAAAAUCAGGAUCAUGAGGCUUUCAUUAAUCAACUUCUUGUGGAACUUGAUGGGUUUGAGAAACAAGAUGGAGUUGUUUUGAUGGCUACUACCAGAAAUCUCAAGCAAAUUGAUGAGGCAUUACAGCGACCUGGUAGGAUGGAUAGAGUAUUUCAUCUUCAAAGGCCAACUCAAGCAGAGAGGGAAAAGAUACUGCAAACUGCCGCAAAACAAACCAUGGAUAGUGAGCUAAUUGAUUUGGUCGACUGGGGAAAGGUUGCUGAGAAGACAGCUCUUUUACGGCCUAUAGAACUAAAACUUGUUCCUGUGGCCUUGGAAGGUGGUGCUUUUAGGAGCAAAUUUCUUGAUACGGAUGAACUAAUGAGCUACUGUAGUUGGUUCGCGACUUUCAGUGGUAUUGUUCCCAAAUGGAUACGGAAAACCAAAUUUGUGAAUAUAGUAAGCAAAUUGCUGGUGAAUCAUCUUGGACUGACAUUAACUAAAGAAGAUGUGCAGAAUGUGGUUGAUCUAAUGGAACCAUAUGGUCAGAUAACCAAUGGAAUAGAACUUCUAAACCCUCCUCUUAAUUGGACAAGGGAGACCAAGUUCCCCCAUGCUGUUUGGGCUGCUGGUCGUGGUCUUAUUGCUCUUCUAUUACCAAAUUUUGAUGAUGUUGAUAAUCUAUGGCUUGAGCCAUUGUCUUGGCAGGGAAUUGGAUGUACAAAAAUCACAAAGGCAAGAAAUGAAGGCUCUAUGAAUGGAAAUUCAGAGUCAAGGUCAUACCUUGAAAAGAAGCUUGUAUUUUGCUUUGGUUCGUAUAUUGCAGCUCGAAUGCUACUUCCUUUUGGGGAAGAAAAUUUUCUUUCUUCUUCAGAAUUAAAGCAGGCACAAGAGAUAGCCACAAGAAUGGUGAUUCAAUAUGGCUGGGGACCUGAUGAUAGUCCUGCAAUUUACUAUCACAGCAAUGCGGUUACAGCUUUAAGCAUGGGCAACAACCACGAGUAUGAGAUGGCAGCAAAAGUUGAAAAGAUGUAUGAUUUGGCAUAUUAUAAAGCAAAAGAAAUGCUUCAGAAAAAUCGUCAAGUUCUUGAAAAGAUUGUGGAGGAAUUGCUUGAGUUCGAAAUAUUGACUAGAAAGGAUAUGGAAAGAAUGGUUGAAGAUUAUGGUGGGAUUCGGGAGAAAGAACCAUUUUUUCUUUCAAAAUCUUGUGAUAGAGAGCCAUUGUCUAGUGGCUUUCUUGAUGGUGGGAAUACAACAGGGACUGCUCUUUUAAGUGCACCAGCAUCAGCCUAGGCUCAAUGAACAUGCAGCUCUGAUUCCCGAAGCUGAUGCCUAUAGAGUUUAUGGUGAAUCUCAGUUUCUGCAUAUACAUUAUUGACGGAUUAUUCAUGCGCAGGAGAUAUGAUGUAAACUAGUAAUAAAAAGGCAGUUUUUUGGGUUGAGAAGAGAUGCCAUUUUUCCUUCUCAAUCAUCUUUAUUGCUUUUAUGAUGGGUUGAAGUCAUUCCUGCUCCUUUUUCUCUGCAUUGUAACUUUAAAUUGUUGUUAAUAGAAAUUAAAAAUA
Molecule: messenger RNA, 1659 nt
Organism: Corylus avellana
Lineage: Eukaryota; Viridiplantae; Streptophyta; Magnoliopsida; Fagales; Betulaceae
Source: RefSeq, a predicted model, not a curated record